Fonsecaea erecta is the source of this 1413-nucleotide messenger RNA. RefSeq lists its product as hypothetical. The coding region runs from base 1 to 1413 and encodes 470 amino acids. Lineage: Eukaryota; Fungi; Ascomycota; Eurotiomycetes; Chaetothyriales; Herpotrichiellaceae. The record is from RefSeq and is a predicted model, not a curated record. The transcript has a single exon.
AUGGCUCACCACUCGCCUCGACCGUCUCUCGACAGCCACACCCACGGCUCGACGCCCUUCUUCCACACACUGACCCAACGCCUGCGGAAAAGCUCCAAUGCCAGCUCUUACGGUGCAGACCCUUCAUCUCCGACCGACCCGACUUCGAGGACGGAGGCCACGCGCACCGCCCGGCGGAUGGUGCUGUCGAUGGUGAGGGACGACUGGGAGUGGCCGCCGCCGCCUUCGUCGUCACCGACCACAUCCCCCCCGGUCGGCAACGGCGGCCGGUCGCCCAUCCCGCACCGCGAACCGAUCACUUACCGCCUGCGUGAGGAAGCCCACUCCGACCUGGAAAUGGACGACUUUGCCGCCAAACGCCGCGCGAAGAGCGACCCGUACAAGUUCGAGAGUCCCGAGGCGGUGGGGACGGUGAUGGCUGAGCGCAGGCGGAAGCGCCGAAAGAUGCAAGAGGAAGAAAUGUCCUGGAAUGAGGGGUUGAGGAUCUGGGUUGAGCGGCGUGACGCCUGGACGGGAGCUCUGCAGCAGAAACCCCACAGCACCAGGCCCACCGAACGACGGCCGUCGUCAACGACGAAAAGACAUUCGUAUAAAUCCCGCCUCUCGCAAGUCUUCACGGGACACAAGGGGGACCAGCCCAACUCCACCGAUGGGGGGUCGACCAGCUGGCCCGUGUCACCGGCUUCACCGACGCCAGAAUGCUCAAGCGGGGACAGCGUCGAAGCCACGUCGGCCACUCGGAUCAGCACGAACACCACCGCCGAACCGCUUUCGCCUUCCUCAUCCUCUCAACCACCGUCGUCACCGUCAGCCUCGUCACCGUCGACAGAGCCUGGCCCGUGGAUCCCCAUCUACCCUCCCAUCCUGCCCCAAGACAACAUCAUUCGAGAGCGCAUAAAACCCUCGGCGUACCCCACCAUCUACUCCAAAAUCGUGGUCCAAGGCCUCACUCCUAACGUGCCCAUUCCACUGUGUCACAUGAUCCCGGCCUUGGUGGAAGGGUGGAAAUCCGAAGGGAACUGGCCGCCUCAACCCAGCGCCACACUCGCGCAGGACGUGAAGAAGGGGAGGAAGAGCAGCACCUUUGCCAAGUGGAGAAGGGAACAGUCCGAGGAUCAGCAGAAUGGCCCGGAUUCCUCUCACCAUCAUUUUCUCCACCACGGCCAUCGCGGUGGGGGCGGAGAAGUGGCAGCAGCUGUCAUCAGCGGACCUAAGGAUUUCUCAAAUGCGCACGAAGAGGGAGCGAGAGGCCAUCGCGUGCGACGGAGCAUCGGCAUGAUGCGCAGGGUCGGGUCGUUGCUGGGAGGAUCAAUGAGCAGCGACGGUCUCGAUGAGUUGGGGAUCGAGUUCCGGGACCAGGACGAGGAGGAGAUGGGGCGGAACGUGGAGCUGAAUAAGGGUUUGGCUCACUGA